Molecule: messenger RNA, 943 nt
Organism: Colletotrichum navitas
Lineage: Eukaryota; Fungi; Ascomycota; Sordariomycetes; Glomerellales; Glomerellaceae
Exons: 1
Coding region: 193-801 (202 amino acids)
Source: RefSeq, a predicted model, not a curated record
UGGCAAUUACACUAGGUACAACAACCGCUGUCAACGCCCGCCGAGCGUGUCCCAAAGGUCGGCCUUUGUGACACCAACACCACCUACUCUGCCCAGCCGCCGCCCAGCGCGUCUUUCCUCGAUCUGGCGUUUAGGCCUGCCGCCGCUAUCUUCCCAGUCCAUCCCAAGAACCUUGAAGUUCGAAGACAAAAGAUGAACACGAAGCAGGUUUCUCAAUGGUGCUUAAUCUCGAUACUUCCUUGUAACCAUUGUUAUUACAAUCAACAUGCCGCGCUCACUCUUCUCCACCACCCUAUGUGCUCUUCCGGCGAAAGCCACAUCCAAUGGCACCGUCUGCCCCGGUUGACGAUUGCACUAGCUGCAUACGGGGUCUGCGGUCUAGACCUCACAGCCACCAUCGUCCAUCAGGCUGUUGGCCAAUCAUCCCCCAAUUUCCAACCUUCAGCGGCUCCUCCGGGGGGCCAUCCACCAAGUCUCUCGCACACUGUCAACCACGCCGCCGGCCCGACGUCUCUGGCGCGUUCUUUGUGGGUGGUUGAUGACGACUGCAACAACGUCCUUUACUGUGUGCAUUCCUCGUAUUCAGUGCUUGCAUGCCUGCUCUGUUUGCCGCGACAACCGAAUUAUGCCUCUGAGAGCCUGGCAGCCGAACGUUCGUGUUAUGUCUGUUGGGAUGCUUGGGUUGUCGAUGCAGCAGCUGAACAACCAGAAUUCCGACGCACACAUACUCACACUCACUCACUCACACGCACAUGUACAGAGUACAUAUACAUGCAUACAUGUACAAACACAACAGAGUGAACCGCCAUCAUCAUGACGCCCGGCUUGCCGAUGUUCCGAUGUACUGUGUUUGAACCAUCACCAUCCAUGCUUGCCAUCCAGAAGCUGGCCGAAAUGGUCCCACGGACGGCCGAGGCCCACCAAAAGGCCAACCAAAAGACAA